This is a messenger RNA of Stegostoma tigrinum, 7067 nucleotides long. RefSeq names its product copper-transporting ATPase 2-like. Gene Ontology annotation, molecular function: P-type divalent copper transporter activity; ATP binding; ATP hydrolysis activity. Gene Ontology annotation, biological process: copper ion homeostasis; monoatomic cation transport. The record is from RefSeq and is a predicted model, not a curated record. Bases 114 to 4691 code for a protein of 1525 amino acids. The transcript has 21 exons. Lineage: Eukaryota; Metazoa; Chordata; Chondrichthyes; Orectolobiformes; Stegostomatidae. Gene Ontology annotation, cellular component: trans-Golgi network; perinuclear region of cytoplasm; membrane.
CAGACUUCUGUUUACCUGGGCUUCACAGUGUGAUUCAACCUCAUCAAAUUCCAUAGCGGUAUCGAAUAUUUUAUGUGCCAGGAUAUUUUUUUGUGUUCCUGGACUGUCUUACUAUGAGCCGAUUUGAAAGACCAAUCUCAUGCAGGGAAGUUCAAGAUAAACUGGAGGCAGACAGAGCAGAUUCACAUCUGAAUGGUGAUGGUCUUUUAUCUCCGAUUUCUGGAAAAUCAGGUCACUCACUUGUCAGUGUGUGUGCUCCAGGGACUGUCAGUAACAAUACAAAGCAUGAGAGCAAUAGGAACCUCCUUCCGUGUGAAGAAAACAAAGUUUCACAGAAAUGUAACUCUGGCAAGAAGGAAAAGAAGGCAGAUCAGGUACCUUUGGAGAAAUAUAAUGGCACUCUGGUGUACAGUCCUGCACGCAGAAACUCCGGAUCUUUGCGAUAUGCCAUUGAUAAUGUUGGAUUUGAAGCCAGCCUGAGUGAACUUUUUCCUCUACCACUUGACAUCAGCACUGCACAUACCAGCACUGCUCUUAUCAAGAUUGCGGGCAUGACUUGUCAAUCAUGUGUACAGUCUAUCGAGGGCCAGAUUUCCAAAGAGAAAGGUGUUGUCAGCAUUAAAGUGUCUCUCAAACAGAAUAAUGCAAUGGUAAAGUAUAUACCGACAAUAAUCAGCUCUCAACAGAUAUGUGAGGCAAUUGACGACAUGGGCUUUGAAGCAUCUCUCACUAAGCAAAAUGAAUCUUUGCUUGGGAGGAAAAUUCCCUUGCCGACUGAAGUUAUCACGAAGAUGAAAGUGCAAGGUAUGACAUGUUAUUCAUGCGUUAGCAAAAUUGAAGGCAAAAUCAACAAAUUGCAAGGUGUAAACCGGAUUAAGGUCUCCCUUGACAAACAAGAAGCUGUUAUUGUGUACCAGCCACAUGUGAUUCAACCAGAAGAGCUUAGAAGCCAAAUUAAUAACUUGGGUUUUCAAGCCAGGAUCAAGACCAGACCAGCUUCUCUGAAACUUGAUAUGAUCAAAUCUAUUGAUUUACAGGAUAAAAAAAGUAAAAACUUGAUAUCCAAUCACAAACUGCCAAGUACUAUCUGUAACCUUGCAACUGCAGUUCUUCAGGUAGAGGGAAUGCAUUGUAAGUCUUGUGUUGCGAAUAUUGAAGGAAAUAUCAGAGAACUCUCUGGGGUACAGAGCAUCAAGGUGUCCUUAGAGAGAAAAAAUGCUAUUGUAAAGUAUGAUUCAAUCGUGACUAAUCCAGCAUCAUUAAAAUUAGAGAUUGAAGCUCUCCCACCAGGAAACUUUAAAGUUUAUCUUCCAACUGAAUUGGAAAUGGAAAAUGAGACUUUAUCAAUUCCAUUUACACGCUUACUACAUCAACCAAGCUGUGAUACUGAAAAGCUCUUCCAAAUCCCAAACAGCUUUGCAGUAAUUAAUAUUGGAGGAAUGACAUGCCACUCUUGUGUACAGUCUAUUGAGGAGACAAUCUCUGAAAGGAAUGGUGUAAAAUUCAUCAAAGUAUCAUUAGCGAAAAAGAAGGGGACAAUCCACUUUGAUCCAACACUAACAAAUUCUGAGGACUUGAGAGCUGCCAUAGAGGAGAUGGGGUUUGUUGCCUCUGUAUCUGAUGUCAGUAGCAUGAGUGAUUCCACUUCAUUCAUUUCAAACAUAUCCUCAAGGAAUUCCGUGCAUACCGUAGGAAGUGAACGUAUUGUAAGGAAAAAGGUAUUCCCUUCCACAGAACACAUUGUUGAGUUUCUACCUCCCAAACCUGACCCAGAUGACCACAACAGUGAAACACCAUCAGCAACAGGAAAGUGUUUCAUACAAGUGACUGGUAUGACAUGUGCUUCUUGUGUUGCCAAUAUUGAACGUAAUCUUCAAAGAGAAGAAGGUAUAUAUUCCAUCCUGGUAGCAUUAAUGUCAGGAAAAGCAGAGGUCAAGUAUAAUCCAAACAUCAUCCAGCCCACUGACAUAGCAGACUUGAUCAAAAAUUUAGGUUUUGGAGCUACUGUUAUAGAAGACAAUGUUACUUCGACUGGAAAGUUGGAACUUCUUAUUACAGGAAUGACUUGUGCCUCUUGCGUUCACAAUAUUGAAUCAAAAUUAAUGAGGAUUAAUGGCAUUUUGUAUGUGUCUGUGGCCCUUGCUACUAGCAAAGCAUACAUUGAAUUGGAUCCAGAAUUACUGGGCCCACGUGAUGUCAUCAGAAUGAUUGAGGAACUUGGCUUUGGUGCUUCUUUAGUCAGAAGAGAUACAGCUAUGCAUAAUCUGGACCAUAAAGAGGAAAUUAAACAGUGGAAGAGGUCCUUCUUGUUUAGCCUUCUUUUUGGCAUCCCAGUCUUUGGACUAAUGAUAUACAUGAUGGUGAUGGAUGGCAAGCAUGAUGGCUCUAUGCCUCCUGAACAAAGCAUUAUACCAGGUUUAUCAAUUCUUAAUCUGGCAUUCUUUGUUUUGUGUACACCUGUUCAGUUUGUUGGAGGUUGGUACUUUUACGUUCAAGCCUACAAAUCUCUUAAGCACAAAACUGCCAAUAUGGAUGUACUCAUCGUUCUGGCUACUACCAUUGCCUACUUAUAUUCCUGUCUGAUACUGAUUGUGGCCAUUGCUGAAAAGGCGGAACAAAGUCCAAUGACAUUCUUCGAUACUCCUCCAAUGCUGUUUGUCUUUAUUGCCUUGGGAAGGUGGCUGGAGCAUAUAGCAAAGAGUAAAACUUCAGAAGCAUUGGCUAAACUGUUAUCCCUCCAAGCUACAGAGGCUGUAGUAGUAACGCUAGGACCAGACAACACAAUACUGAGUGAGGAGCAGAUAGCUGUGGAUCUUGUCCAAAGAGGUGACAUUAUUAAGGUUGUCCCUGGUGGCAAGUUUCCUGUGGAUGGAAAAGUAAUAGAAGGAUGUUCUAUGGCAGAUGAAUCUCUCAUCACAGGAGAGCCAAUGCCAGUUGUAAAAAGAGUAGGAAAUGCAGUGAUUGCUGGUUCCAUUAAUGCACAGGGUUCUCUACUUAUUCAAGCUACCCAUGUUGGUUCAGAAACAACAUUGUCACAAAUUGUUAAGCUGGUAGAAGAAGCACAGAUGUCAAAGGCUCCAAUUCAACAGUUUGCAGACAAACUGAGUGGAUAUUUUGUUCCAUUUAUCGUUGGUAUUUCUGUGGUUACACUGAUUGCCUGGAUCGGCAUUGGUUUGGCAAACUUUGAAGCCAUUGAAAAGUAUUUGUCAGGUUACAGCAAGCAUAUUCCUAAAGCUGAGGUGAUUGUCAGAUUUGCAUUUCAGACUUCCAUUACAGUGUUGUCUAUUGCAUGCCCCUGUUCCCUGGGAUUGGCUACCCCUACAGCUGUGAUGGUGGGUACAGGUGUUGGUGCUCAAAAUGGCAUUCUGAUCAAGGGAGGUGAACCACUCGAGUUGGCCCACAAGGUAAAAGUUGUUAUGUUUGACAAGACUGGAACGAUUACACAUGGUGUUCCGAAGGUAAUGAGAGUUCUAAUCUUGGUAGAUGUGACUGUGCUGCCAUUGAAGAAAUUGCUUGCAAUUGUUGGCACUGCAGAAGCUAGCAGUGAGCAUCCUCUUGGAAAUGCUGUGGCCAAAUACUGUAAAGAAGAACUUGGCAUAGAUGUUUUGGGAUACUGUACUGAUUUUCAGUCUGUGCCAGGUUGUGGCAUCAGCUGCAAAGUUACUAAUAUUGAAGCAAUUGUGCUGAAAAGUGAACACAGUCUGAAUAAACGUGAACAUAGCACACACUCAUUGAAGAUUAAUGAUUUGCAUGAUGUUAAUACAGUGCGGUCACAAACCACUUCAGAAGGUGCAGUAGCUUCUCAGGCCUACUCAGUGUUAAUUGGAAACCGGGAGUGGAUCACACGCAAUGGUUUACAUGUUGGCAGUGAGGUUAAUGAGGCCAUGACCAGUCACGAAAUGAAAGGUCAAACAGCAGUGUUGGUGGCCAUUGACGGUACACUGUGUGGAAUGAUAGCAAUUGCAGAUACAGUCAAACCUGAAGCUGCACUCGCUGUGUACACACUGAAUAAUAUGGGAGUGGAUGUGGUGCUAUUAACAGGUGACAACCGCAAAACAGCAACAGCCAUUGCCAGCCAGGUUGGCAUCAAGAAAGUGUUUGCAGAGGUUCUUCCCUCACAUAAAGUAGCCAAAGUGCAGGAACUUCAGGAUCAGGGGAAAAUUGUGGCAAUGGUAGGAGAUGGUGUAAAUGAUUCUCCAGCCCUGGCGAAAGCUGAUGUGGGAAUUGCCAUAGGAACUGGCACAGAUGUGGCUAUUGAAGCAGCAGAUGUCGUGCUUAUUAGGAAUGAUCUGCUAGAUGUUGUAGCUAGUAUUGAUUUGUCGAAACAGACUGUUCGUCGAAUUCGGAUCAAUUUUAUUUUUGCUUUCAUUUAUAAUCUUGUAGGAAUCCCUAUUGCUGCUGGAGUUUUUUUGCCACUCGGCCUAGUUUUACAGCCAUGGAUGGGGUCUGCAGCAAUGGCUGCUUCAUCCGUUUCUGUCGUAGUUUCAUCACUAAUGCUGAGACUCUACAAGAAGCCAGAUAUAGAAAAGCUUGAAUCUCAAGCAGAGGGCCGCAUGAAACAAUAUACACCAUCUCAAAUUAGUAUCUGUAUUGGAAUUGAUGACAGACAGGACUUACCAAAGUCUAGGGUCUGGGAUCGAACAAGACACCCUAGUCAGUUAUCGCUUAAUUCCUUGACUUCUGACAAAUGAUCAAAUCAAUCUAUAUAUGAAUGGAAAAGAUGAUCUCUGCUGGUUGGAGAGCAAAAUGAAGAUUAUGAGGUCUAAAGCACUGGUUAAGAAUUCAAAGAAUAUAGAUUUUAUUUUUGAAAUGUGACCAAAGAGUGUCCAUCUAACAUAAAGCUCAUUAAAUGUACAACAGCAACAAAAUGGGACUUUUACUUGGUGUAGUCAAUGUAUUUGUGAAGGUCAAACUACUUUGCUUAUAUUCACUUGUUUUGAACCAAAGGUCCACAGCCUUUAACAAACAGCAAAUAAGUAAUGCUUGUGACUUUAUUCAUUUGAAGUGAAUCUUGGACAUUCUCUCAAAAUCUCAACGGUUUCUUAUGAAUUUCCUAUCAUACCAGCUUUUUGAAGUUGCCAGAGCCAAACGAGACAACUAUCUCAAUUGUUAACAUGCAAACUGCUGUGCCAUGUUUAGAUCUGAGUCUCUAACUCCAAAUAAAAAUGAAAAGAGAAAUGCCUGGGCAUCUGUUUAAUACCAUUGGGUACAUGUUCUUAUUGGUUAAUUCUAAGGUUGAAGAUCAGGAAAGUGUGGCAUUUUUUUGCCUAUUAUCAGCUUUGAGUAAACAAAAAUACAAAAUUAAUUAAUUUAGGGUAAUUUAGAAUGAAGAAAUAAUGUGUUACUGAAUGUGACAUUGAAGACUUUUUUGACUUCAUUAUAAAGAUUUACAUCAGCGGUAUGCAUGUUGCAUCACAGUCCUUAACCAGGCAAAAGAAUUUUAUUAGAAGUGUGAACAGUGAAGUUCCAAAUUAUUCAGAUUUGGGCAUUAGAAUAGAUAGCAUUUCAAAAUCAUACUGAGCAAGAGGCCAAUGGAAUUAAGAGCCUUACUACAUCGUGUAUUCAACUACAUAUUAUAGUAGUGGUGUGCUCUGUUGUUUCAUGUUCAUAAGAUAUUUUUCUUUCCAGCAGUAUUAUAGAUGCAGUAUUACAAUCACACUUGCCAUUCAAGGUCAUUGCAUUAUACACAGCAUAUAAAAUAAGGUUCAAAUCCAAGUGUUGAAUGACUAAGACUUGAAGCAAUAAUUUGUUGUAAAAUUUGUCAGUAGCAAAUAUUGAUUUUCAGUUUAAUUACAGGUAUUUAUUGAUGGAACUUAAUACCCUUGGAUUAAAAAUGUCCAGUUUGGCACGUGCUAUAUUUUUCUGUACCAGUUGACAUUUUGUUCCAUUUUUGUAAUUAGCAAAGUUCAUUUUAAGAAGCAAUGGAUAUUGAGUUUUAAAGGUACUUUGAGAACAAUGUAGGUGGUUUAUCUUCAAAGAUCAUUGUUUUUUUUCAGCUUUAAGUAUAGAUUUUUAAAACAGCUAUUAUUUUAGGAUUGAUUUGAUAUAUUAGUAUUGUAAAAGGUUGAGUUAGAGUAAUCCAUUCUUUCUGUAGGGGGAGAUUGAUGUGAAAAUGUUUUUGUUACUGUGUAGCAACCUUUAAGCUGAUUUAAUGAAAAAGAUAUUUGAAUCUUUGAUUGGGAAGUGGGGAAUAAAACUUCUGUAAUGUGUUAAACACUUUUUUUAAGAAAAUUAAGGAUCAUGUAAAAAUCUGACAACAUUUCACUUAUGUAUAAAAUGCACAUCAUUCUAUCAUAGUUACAAUUUUAGUUUAGAAUCAAUCACAGCAGUGUCUGAGUCAUAUGCCUAUAUUAUAUAUGAAAGGUAUAAUGUGUAACUGCAAAUUAAGUGCUAAGUUUUAUAUUAAAUAGAAACCGCGGCAACUUGUAUUGCACAUGUAACAUUGUAAAAUUGCUCUCAGGAGCAUUACAAAACAUGUUAUGUGAGGAGAUUACCAAGAAUUGUGAGCAAAAGCUUGGUAUUAAAGAGGAAAGAGCUGGAGAGAUUUCAAGAUGGAAGUAAAUUAAGUUAGGACCAAGACAGUUGAAGUCAUAGCCACCAAAGUUGAAAUGAUUAAAAUCACAAAUCAAGAGGCCAAAACUACAAGAAUGCCAAUAUUUUUGAGGAUUGUGGUGUAGACAAAACUUAGGAUGGGGUGAACCAAGGAGGGAUUUGAAGACAAGAAUGAGGAUUUUUUUUAGUUGAAGUGCUUAACCUGAAACCAGCAUAAGUUAGCAAACACAGGGAUGAUUUGAGAUAGUAGCCUUGUAUAACCUCAAGGUGAAAUUGGAAGGUUGGCCAGUUGCAUGUCGGAAUGCUCAAGUUCAGAUGUAAAAAGGCAAGGAAAUGGUAUUUUAAAUUAUUUAGUGUCUUUAUCACUAAUCAAAAAGAAAAGCUUCCUUAAAUUCAGAAUUUUGGUUUCUUUCGUGUUAAGCAUGGAAGGACAUUUUGUUGAUCAGUGUCAUUAAAUGUUUCCUUUCAUUUAAUUGUAUGUAUGUCAAUGUCUAAGUACAAUCAAUUAAUUAAAA